AUCCCAGGAUGAGUCGCGCAGAGUCAACGCUAUCCCGCUGCUGGUCCCAGCUGUUCUUGGGAAAUGGAGUCUAAGCUAUCUUGGAACUUAACGGUCCAGCUCACCUUGAGACUCCAUUCCCCAGCAAGCUCAGCGUGUAGCAUGCAGUAUGGAGCCGCAAGUCGCAGAGCUGAAGCAGAAGAUUGAGGACACGUUGUGCCCUUUUGGUUUCGAGGUUUACCCCUUCCAGGUGGCAUGGUACAAUGCACUCCUGCCUCAAGCCUUCCACCUGCCCCUGCCAGGACCUACCCUGGCCUUCCUGGUACUCAGCACACCUUCCAUGUUCGACCGGGCCCUCAAGCCCUUCCUGCAGAGCUGCCACCUCCAAUCACUGACUGACCCUGUGGACCAGUGUGUGGCCUACCACCUGGGCCGCGUUAGAGAGAGCCUCCCAGAGUUGCAAGUAGAAGUCAUUGCUGACUACGAGGUACACCCCAACCGGCGCCCCAAGAUUCUGGCCCAGACAGCAGCCCACGUGGCAGGGGCUGCUUACUACUACCAACGACGGGAUGUGGAGGCCGACCCAUGGGGGACCCAGCACAUAGCAGGUGUGUGCAUACAUCCCCGAUUUGGGGGCUGGUUUGCCAUCCGAGGGGUGGUGCUGCUGCCAGGAACAGAGGUGCCAGAUCUGCUACCCACUAAACCCCUGGACUGUGUACCAACAAGAACUGACCGAAUCACCCUUCUUGAAGGCUUCAAUUUCCAUUGGCGUGACUGGACCUAUCGAGAUGCUGUGACACCCCAGGAGCGCUACUCAGAAGAGCAGAAGGCCUACUUUUCCACUCCACCUGCACAACGCUUGGCCUUGUUAGGGUUGGACCAAUCUUCAGAGGAGGCUACCUCUGUAUCCACUCAGCUUCUCUUUACCACAUUCAUACCGAAGAAGCCUCAGAAUCCCAGAAGAGCCAGCAGCUGGCUCAAUCCCAGGGUCUCACCUCCUGCAUCACCUGGUCCUUGAGGCCUUCCUUC
Molecule: messenger RNA, 1008 nt
Organism: Hipposideros armiger (great roundleaf bat)
Lineage: Eukaryota; Metazoa; Chordata; Mammalia; Chiroptera; Hipposideridae
Gene: MMACHC
Product: metabolism of cobalamin associated C
Exons: 4
Coding region: 149-997 (282 amino acids)
Biological process (GO): cobalamin metabolic process
Cellular component (GO): cytoplasm
Molecular function (GO): FAD binding; demethylase activity; cyanocobalamin reductase (cyanide-eliminating) (NADP+) activity
Source: RefSeq, a predicted model, not a curated record